Messenger RNA from Pseudocercospora fijiensis CIRAD86, 1253 nucleotides. RefSeq lists its product as uncharacterized. The transcript is spliced from 2 exons. Bases 289 to 1182 code for a protein of 297 amino acids. Lineage: Eukaryota; Fungi; Ascomycota; Dothideomycetes; Mycosphaerellales; Mycosphaerellaceae. The record is from RefSeq and is a predicted model, not a curated record.
GAGUUUUGGAACAGCGCACGCUGCUCUGCGGCGCGGUUGACAUUUCGUACAAGGCUUGUUCAAUGUCCCGGUCAGGUGUAAAAGAAGUUUUCCUCGCCAAACCGUCUUCUACAACCACGAUCUACAGGUCACCAUCCUUCCCAGCUCCAUACGUGUAAUCUCGCACCCACAGCUCGGCAAUCUCGCAUUAAAACUCAAGGAUUCUGUUCAAGCAUAGCACUCGAGACGGAGAGUCCAUCACCAACGCACCACCCUCUCUGAAAACACCAAGACUGUCGAACCACAACAAUGUCGUACGGUACUCUCAACUGCACCAAUGGUGGCGGCAUCGGCACCAAUAUCAUCGCAAAUCAGACCGGUUCUCGAUACUGCGGUCUAUUUUCAGACAGGACGGUAAUUGAGCAAUGCUGCGAUGGCAGCGAAAUCUUGUCAAGUUCCUGUGAGGUGUACUGCGCCUACACAGGUACAAUUCGAAAUUGGAUCCAAUGCGUAUCAGGAAACUCUUCAGACUCGACACCACGCCCUGAUGCCUUCUGCUUAAGCGGCACAUCUUCGAACCUGACCGAAUCAGUGAAAACAUCUUUUGGCUUCCGCACCAAAUCAGCGCCGAAGAUCGGAUGGGUGGUCCUAGGCUUGCUAUUCUCGUCAUUCUUAAUCGGACCAUGCUACGCAGCCAACGGUGACUGCAGUCUUCACGUCGAUCACACCUUCCCGCGCCUCGGCAGUUCUAAAAUCGUCUCCAAUCAUUUCGAAUGUGUAAGCUCGGAUGAAGGCUUCUGCGACUACUCACUCCCAAUCUCUACGCCAAGGAUGUCAAACAACAGAUCUCUCACCACGGAAACGGCGUUCUACUCGGCCGCUGCACCCGAGUUCGAUGGCAUUUUCGAGAAAAUCAGCAAUGCUACGAAUGGAAGGCAAUUUCCUGCUCUCAGUCAAUUGAAUAUUACGUAUGAGUUUGCUGUGGGUGAUGGCCAGAGUUUUAGCGUUGGGUGGACACCGUAUCUGUUCUGCGUGAAUGGUACUUUGACCAACUGCGGCGAUGUUCUGCCUGAUGAGCCAGGAUUGGGUGAUGAUAUGAUGGGAUUCGAGGCUUGUGGACCGUUGUUCGUGGAUGAUGAGAACUCGUACACGAACCCGAACGCCACGAUUAAUGGAGUUUUGAACCCGAUUUACACCGGUUAAUUACUCGGGCAGUCGAGCUGGACAGCCUGGACCGAUUGAUAGCUCAUAUGUAAAUGAAAUCUUUUGUGCGG